CAUGUCAUCACAUUCUGAUAAAAGUAAAGUAACGUGCGCAUGCGUCUGGCAAUUAGCCUCUAAUGUUUUUAAAUUUAAGAAACCGUAAGAAAUAGUAUUUACGAGAAUUCGUGUAGAGAGAUCCUAGCUGGAAGGUAAAUUCUGUUCAGUACCAAUUACAUGUUGUGCGAAAAGAAUCUAACACGAUUGUGUAAACAAGGUUAUGUCGUUGAGAAAGAGAAAUUUUGAGGCACCCUGAAAUCAAAACUGAAUCUUAUCAUUGACCUUGGAUAUUUGCUUCAACAUAGUUAGAGUUUUGCGAGUGGAUCGACAAUAUGAAGCGUUUACCGUUGCACGAGGCUUUAAAACCACUGGCUUGGUUAGAAGGAAAGUGGAAGACAGAGAACUACGGCAGUGGCAAAUAUCCAACUAUUAAAGACUUCAAUUACUGCGAAGAAAUAAACUUCACGUCUAUAGGGCAGCCCAUGUUCAAUUACACUGCACAAAGUUGGCAUCCGGAAUCGCAGAGACCGAUGCAUCGGGAAACAGGUUUUCUAAAGAUCAUUCCAGAUACCAACAAAAUAUCUCUUAUUUUGGCUCACAAUUUUGGCCUGGCAACUGUUGAAGAAGGCGAGGUGACUGAGAAAGCUAUUAAUUUAAAAAGUACUGAGACUAUGUUGAGAGUACAAGAAACAAAACUACCUGCUGUUACACAGUUGUGUAGAGAGUUCAAAUUGGACGGCGACUGUUUGGAACACGUACUUUACAUGGCAACUUCUAACACUCCAGAGCUGACGGAACAUCUGCGGGCGAAGUAUAAAAAAAUGUGCGAGUAGCAUAAGAGAAUAGAAAAGGAGAAGAUCGGGUUUUAAGUGCGUUUCGCCAUGUAUUAUCCUACUAUUUACCGCUGAUGUAGCUUUGUAAGUAUCGUGCGCGAAUAAAAUUCUAGAUCGUCGAAGAAA
Dinoponera quadriceps is the source of this 941-nucleotide messenger RNA. Its product is annotated as THAP domain-containing protein 4-like. NCBI's taxonomy places the organism in Eukaryota, Metazoa, Arthropoda, Insecta, Hymenoptera, Formicidae. The record is from RefSeq and is a predicted model, not a curated record. The coding region runs from base 315 to 815 and encodes 166 amino acids. The transcript is spliced from 4 exons.